Messenger RNA from Malaya genurostris, 1049 nucleotides. It is a transcript of the gene veli, whose product is annotated as protein lin-7 homolog C. The coding region runs from base 256 to 849 and encodes 197 amino acids. Gene Ontology annotation, molecular function: protein binding. The record is from RefSeq and is a predicted model, not a curated record. The transcript has 3 exons. NCBI's taxonomy places the organism in Eukaryota, Metazoa, Arthropoda, Insecta, Diptera, Culicidae. Gene Ontology annotation, biological process: protein localization to basolateral plasma membrane; neurotransmitter secretion; maintenance of epithelial cell apical/basal polarity. Gene Ontology annotation, cellular component: basolateral plasma membrane; cell-cell junction; synapse.
UACUGUCAUUUUUUACUGUUUUGGGUGUGGGUUCAGUCGUAUACGACGUGCGUGUGAAAAUAAUAUAUUUUGGGCAAAUACUUUUAUUGUUUGCCUUUUUUGGAUAAAUAAUCUCACUUGAAAUGUUAUAGGAAACAUUGAACAUAGAAUUCUGUUUAGAGCAACUUGAGGACAGUUAGUAAAGUAAUUUUUUGACAAAAAAACAGAAAUCGAUCAAUUAUAAACUAGUUCCACUUGUGAAAGUUGCUACAAAAAAUGGCCAACGUUUGUGAACCAUUGACACUUGCCAAAGAUGUGAAGCGUUCGAUUGAACUGCUAGAAAAUUUACAAAGAAGUGGGGAAGUACCAGCUACAAAACUGGCAGCGUUGCAGAAGGUACUACAGAGUGAUUUUCUGAAUGCUGUCCGUGAAGUUUAUGAACAUGUUUAUGAAACUGUUGACGUCCAGGGCUCGCUGGACGUUCGAGCUUCGGCCACAGCUAAAGCAACUAUAGCUGCUUUUGCUGCCAGUGAAGGUCAUGCUCAUCCACGGGUUGUUGAGUUGCCAAAAACAGACGAGGGUCUUGGUUUCAACGUCAUGGGUGGAAAAGAACAAAACUCACCAAUUUAUAUUUCUCGUAUUAUACCCGGGGGUGUUGCUGAUCGUCACGGUGGAUUGAAACGCGGUGACCAAUUGCUGUCUGUUAACGGUGUAUCGGUAGAAGGUGAAAACCAUGAGAAGGCUGUCGAGCUGCUGAAGCAAGCUGUCGGAUCCGUCAAACUGGUAGUUCGGUAUACUCCAAAAGUUUUGGAAGAAAUGGAGCUUCGUUUCGAUAAACAGCGCGCUGCCAGAAGACGCCAACAAUACUAAUGCUUUAGUUUCGUAGCAUCUCUGACCAUUUUAAAACAAACAUUAGAGAAGAAAGCAUAUAGUCGCCAUUGUCAUCGUUUAUGGAGGGUCUUCAAAUGAAGUUCUAGUGCUCUUGUCGUUAUUGUCUAAUUUGUGUAAUUUGUACAUUGUAUUUUAUUCUUAACUAGAAUAGUAUUCAUAAAGUUUCACAUUGAUUGUUA